AUGGUUCGCCUUGCCCGAGUCGCGCUACUUCUUGUCCCGCUACUUGGGACUUUUUCCCAUGCAAUUCAGACAGAAAGAAAAGAGAGGGGACUUACACUAAUGCCACCCCCUCCACAGGCCGAGGACUAUCCCGAAAGCUGCACCAAUCCCUGCGACGGCUUAAUCCCAGACAGAAACAUCACCAACCAAGAGCCCUUUCACUGCGACUACUGCAUCUGCAAAAACAAAUUGCUAGGAUGGUCCAAUAUCCAGAUACCUGCCAACUUCACCACCAUGUUCGACGGUUGGCAAGCGCUGGGCGGCCAAUGUCCUAAAGAUUGGCUCUGCACCUGGGCAAACUGGGCCACUUAUCAGUUCGACUCCACCAACAACAAAUUGGUCUAUGCUCCCAACAACGGCUUCAAUGGCUGUCCUCAGACCGUGACUCUGCCCGUUGGCACCUUGGUGGACCGCUUUGGCACGGAAAAUGGCAGUUAUCUCGCCCCGGAGGGCACUCCGUACGCAGAGCGAUCUAUCGGGCCAGGCAGUCUGAACAAGUAUAAUAAAAGUACCGAGUUCAACUACUGGAAGUACAUUGUGAGGCAGCCGUUUCAGGCGCAGGCUGGGUCGAUUCUGCCGUGGGCCAGCCAGCCUGGGGGUGGCCAGCAGUAUUAUGUGAAAGGGGGGUUGGCCCCGUUGCGGGAUGCCGGUAAGCUUGAGUUGAUCGCGGCAGAGACUUAUGAGGUUGAUGAGGCUUGGGAAGCUGCUCAGGCGUUGGAUGGAGAUUAUCCGCCUGAGGACGAGUAG
Messenger RNA from Aspergillus niger, 786 nucleotides. RefSeq lists its product as uncharacterized. The coding region runs from base 1 to 786 and encodes 261 amino acids. The record is from RefSeq and is a predicted model, not a curated record. Lineage: Eukaryota; Fungi; Ascomycota; Eurotiomycetes; Eurotiales; Aspergillaceae. The transcript has 2 exons.